Molecule: messenger RNA, 1017 nt
Organism: Diaporthe amygdali
Lineage: Eukaryota; Fungi; Ascomycota; Sordariomycetes; Diaporthales; Diaporthaceae
Exons: 2
Coding region: 1-1017 (338 amino acids)
Source: RefSeq, a predicted model, not a curated record
AUGUGGUUCGGAGGAUUGAAUGGCCACCGUAAGCAGAGACAUGUUGGGACCCUCAAGGCGUGGCCGGCGGCUGGCUCGGGAGAAGGCCAAUGGGUGUCUCGGAUGGCCACAUGGAUCGAGAGUCAGCGCCUCCCGGGACUGGUCAUGACUGGCAUCGGCUCUGACGUCGUUGAGCUGCUGGAGAGGACGGCUGCCGUUUCAUUCUCACGAUGCGCAGACCUUGACAUUGGGAGCGGCAAGUCUAAAAGGUCGAUGCAACGAUGCUACGAUGCAGUGCCUCUGAACAAGACUCUGGUGCUACGCUCCUACUAUGCACUUCCUGGCAAAGCCGCUGCCGAGUCAUGGUGGUCACAUCAUCCAUCGAACGACAAUGAUGUGAUGCACAAGUCGCCGUUCCAGAGGAGAAGGACGAGGUGCCGUCCUCUGGCAAGUGCCGAGUCCGUGAGACGAUUGUCUGGCAGCAGCGGCCGCAACAUAAUGGUCAGCAAUUACGAGAGACCCGGGAGACGAGAACGCUUGUCUGAUCUGCGGCGGCAGUUCAGAGGAUGCCGGGGGCUGGCCAAGCACGGGACAGCACAGCUGAAGCGGGAUAAAAACUCAAGCUUGGGUCACUCCCCGAUCCGAUCCACCGACCUCAGACGAUCGCCGGAGCCCUUCAGUUGUGGGCUGGGGCUGGGGCUGGACAACGGACCUGGACCUGGACCUGGACCUCGACGUGGACCUCAACCAACAUGGACAUCGACAUGGACCUCGAGCUCGACCUGGACCUGGGCCUGUCUUGUCAAGCGUCAAGCACCCGAGAUCUGCGAGGUCGGCGGCAUUACUCGCACCGUGCCAUCCCAGCACGGCAGCGGGCCAUGGAUAUGGAUUUCAAUGCUGCGUACUGUAUGCGUUGGGAGAGCAAAAACCCUGGUUGCCUGGCUCGCGUGUGGGGACCUCUCGGUGCCCACAGACACGGAUGCAGACGAGUUGGCGAUGAUCAAGAUGGAGAAGCGGAACCGCUCGAUUCCAAAUUGA